Messenger RNA from Aspergillus niger, 2550 nucleotides. RefSeq lists its product as uncharacterized. Gene Ontology annotation, molecular function: DNA binding. NCBI's taxonomy places the organism in Eukaryota, Fungi, Ascomycota, Eurotiomycetes, Eurotiales, Aspergillaceae. The record is from RefSeq and is a predicted model, not a curated record. Bases 1 to 2550 code for a protein of 849 amino acids. Gene Ontology annotation, biological process: regulation of DNA-templated transcription. The transcript has a single exon.
AUGGAGUACUUCGAUUUCGAUGAAGCCUCAUAUGGUUCCAACGUGCGCGAAGAUGAUGUUGCCUCGGACAAUCUCGAGUUCGACGAGAAUGAGGCCGCUGAAAACUACAACGCCAUAUUUCAGGAACAGAGCCUAGAAUUUCCCAACGACCUACCGGAGCAAGAUACCGGUAAAUUGGACAACGGCGUCUAUCCCAUGAGUCGCGCCGAGGAGCCAUGCGACUUUUGCAGGCACAUGAAUCUGGAUUGUUUUGUCGCGAAGAGUGGAGUGAUGCGUCAGAAUGGCUGUACUUGCUGCAUUUCGCUUUACCGUGAAUGCAGCUUCACCCACGCUACAGCACCUGGCAAGUUCUUGGACACCUUACAUCCGAUUUCCGAGAAUACCUACAUUCAUACCGGUGGUUUGACCGGAAAGAAGGCGCUCAAAUCGUUGUCCUUCAUCGCUGAAGAUGAUGGCCGAGCGAGAAAAAGCAAUUCACGACUGGCGCGGGAAGCGGUCCGCAUCCUCAAAGCAUGGCUUCAGGAACAUUGGGAGCACCCCUAUCCAACUGAGCAGGAAAAAGACGAGUUACAGCAACGCACAGGUCUGAAGAGGAUGCAAAUCUCCAACUGGCUUGCUAAUGCUCGGAGACGUGGUAAAGUUCCUCCCGGGCCGCGCAACUCGUCGGCGACGGGCGCAAUCAACAUUCCCGGACAAAAAGGCGUGGACGUCACUUACAUGACACCCAUGGAGCGUUGGAAACACUCGCCCCCUGAAAACGAACCCGCUGCCACAUCUGAUAUUCUGCGAGCCCUGGUCACGACCGACCUGAAUCAUGACCGACAGCGCGCAUCCAGACCAGGUCACGUGCGUUCCCUUUCCCGGAAGACUGGGUCUAGCAAUGACUCAAGCCAUGCCAACUCCAAUUUGUUCCAUGCCCCCUCGGUCAGUAGUCAGGAAACAAGUCGAUCAGCCACUCGUUCCUCUAUAUCAGACCUUUCCUUUGCCUCUGCUUUCUCCCACCGAUCCUCUCUCGGCUCCUUCGGCUCUAUGGAGCGGAAGGAACGCCGUCGCCGGCGCAAGCCCUCACUUCCCGUCAACACCUUCAACCAACAAAAGGCACGCAAUGCUCGCAUAUACCAGUGCACUUUCUGCACCGACUGUUUCCAAACAAAGUAUGACUGGCAACGCCACGAGAAGUCACUACACUUGGCUCUUGAAAAGUGGACUUGCUCGCCAUUGGGGGGCGUGGCCUUCAUAGAUGGCGCCAACCGUUGUGUAUUCUGCAUGGCUGUUGAUCCCAACAACGAUCAUUUAGAAUCACACAACUACAGUACCUGCCAAGAGAAGACACCCGCAGAGCGAUCUUUUUACCGGAAGGAUCAUCUCAACCAGCACUUGAGAUUGAUGCACAACGUCAAGUUUGACUCAGCCAUGAACGCCUGGAGGAGCACUCUGACAGAAUUCAAAUCUCGAUGUGGCUUCUGCGGGUUGAGUCUAACAACUUGGAAAGACCGGGUUGACCAUUUGGCUUCCCAUUUCAAGAAUGGCAGUACCAUGGCGCAGUGGCAGGGCGAUUGGGGGUUUGAACCCUUCAUCCAGGGUCUGGUCGAGAAUGCAAUGCCACCGUAUCUCAUUGGAGGCGAGCAGAAGACUCUGAAUCCUUUCAAGCCACCCAAUGCUGCGCAAACAGCUGGUCUUCUCCAUUCAGAAGAUGUGAAUUGUUAUAGGCGCCUGCAGCGUGAACUCACCGCAUAUAUUCACAGCCAGAGGGCCAUCGGCAUCAUUCCAACGGAUCGUAUGAUACAGGACGAAGGCCGGCGAAUCAUAUAUGGAAGCGACGACCCGUGGAAUCAAACGUGCGCCGAUAAUUCAACUUGGCUUAGUCUUCUGAAGCGAGACGCAGGUCUCGAAGUUCUCCCAGGGUCAGAGCACAUUCAACUUUCUGACUUGGGUAUGCGACCGCCAUUUGCUGCUGCUGACGGCCUCAAACAGCCCCCAGCCGAAACCAGCAUGCUAUCCAGCCCUCUCUACCCCCGACAGGGCACAUUCAGUCCCGUGACCCCAAACUCUGGGCUCCAGAGCCCCGCCUUUAUGGGGCACGGUCGGUCUUCCUUUGCCGCCAGUGCUCCUGGGAGCUCCACUGGCAGCUAUGCCGAAAGUUCUGGCUUUCUCCCGUCUCGGCCCUAUUCCAGGUUGUCGGCUGACGUGGGGAGUAGCCUGUCUGCUGGCAUGGCGUCCCUCAACACGCCUCUGAGCGGAUCUGUUGACCAAUUCGUGCAAAUGGGGUUCGAUCCCGAGUUCUUACAACAACUGAAUGAACGGUAUGAUGAGUUGCCGUUGGACGAUAUGCAGGGAUUGUGUUUUGAAGAGAGUAAUAGGCGUGAGGGCGAAGCUGGACAACAUCAAGCAGACCCAACUGGAAAGUCUCUGCCUUUCUCUGCCCCUGUCUCGGCCCCAAUAGCUAUUCCUGGUAUGCGGAGCUCCGAGGUCUUUAUGUCUGAUACGGGUCCCAACGAGGAGCUUGCACCAACGACGGAUCUGGGAUAUCCAGGCAUGCAUGAGGGCUGA